AUGGCACGCUGCCUGAUGCCCGGCCAGGUGCUUCCCUAUUUGCCUCCUCCUCCACUUCCGACUGAACCCGAAGACGACCAGCCCCCGCCUGCGCCACUUCUGGCACCUCUGCCACUUUGCACUUGCCAGGAUGAGAGGACCGACCUCAUGGUCUCCGGUCGUUUCAACGACGCCGAAAUGGUGGCCUACAUCAAAAGCGUUCGGGACAUCUUGAUUGCGAAGGGAGUCCCCAUCUUCAUGGUUGACACCCAGGGACCCGGGGAUGCCUUUGGCGUCCAGACUGUGGAAGGCCUCUACAAGGCCAAGGCGUUGCUCGCCUUCUGUGGCACGAACUACGGACAGCGCACAGGAGCUGGCUAUGAAACAUACGUGGAACUUCGCUACGCACAUGACAACAAACUCGAGAUCAUCCCUAUCCAGCUCUGCGACACUUUCCCUCCUCAACCACCAGAUUUGGCAGGUCGAGCUCAGAACCAUGUAGUUCUUCGACCGGAUUUGAUGCGCGUCAUGGACACGGGUAUGAACAACCCAUUGCACGUCGCCGACGAGAUCCACGCAGCCUGGACCCGUCGGCUUCAACACCUCCGAGUACAUGUAAAGCCUUAUUGUUGA
This is a messenger RNA of Symbiodinium necroappetens, 612 nucleotides long. The record is from the annotation of a GenBank genome assembly. NCBI's taxonomy places the organism in Eukaryota, Dinophyceae, Suessiales, Symbiodiniaceae.